GGACUUAAAUUCAUCCCUGUCUGCCUGGCUCCUCGCAAAGCUCUGCCUGUCAGCUUUCCUCUGUCUCCUCUCAAGACUCUAAUAUUCCCUUAAAAAGUACCUUAAUUCUGGAUUCUGUGGGAUUACUGAGGUGGCAAGAGGGAUCAUGGUGCAUACCAUAGGAAUGAUUGAAGAUUGUGGGAAAAGAGGAAAUACCAUGGCAGAAAGAAGGCAGCUGUUUGCAGAGAUGCGGGCUCAAGAUCUGGAUCGCAUUCGUUUGUCCACCUACCGAACAGCAUGUAAACUUAGAUUUGUUCAGAAGAAAUGCAACUUGCACCUGGUGGACAUCUGGAACGUGAUAGAAGCCUUGCGGGAAAAUGCCCUCAACAACCUGGAUCCCAGCAUUGAACUGAAUGUGGCUCGCCUCGAAGCCGUGAUUUCGACCAUUUUCUACCAGCUCAACAAACGGAUGCCAACAACCCACCAGAUCAAUGUGGAGCAAUCCAUCAGCUUACUGCUCAACUUCUUGCUAGCAGCCUUUGAUCCGGAAGGACAUGGUAAAAUUUCCGUUUUUGCAGUCAAAAUGGCCUUGGCAACUCUUUGUGGAGGAAAGAUCAUGGACAAAUUAAGAUAUAUAUUCUCAAUGAUUUCAGACUCCAGUGGAGUGAUGGUUUAUGGCAAAUAUGACUUGUUUCUGCGGGAGGUUCUCAAGCUGCCCACAGCUGUUUUCGAAGGGCCUUCAUUUGGUUAUACUGAGCAAUCAGCAAAAUCUUGUUUCUCACAACAGAAAAAAGUCACGUUAAACACUUUCUUGGAUACUCUCAUGUCUGAUCCUCCGCCACAGUGUCUGGUGUGGUUACCACUUCUGCAUCGGCUGGCAAAUGUUGAAAAUGUCUUCCAUCCCGUUGAGUGUUCCUACUGCCACAGCGAGAGCAUGAUGGGGUUCCGCUACCGCUGCCAGCAAUGCCACAAUUACCAGCUCUGUCAGGACUGUUUCUGGAGAGGCCAUGCCAGCGGUUCCCACAGCAACCAGCACCAAAUGAAAGAGUACACGUCAUGGAAAUCACCUGCUAAGAAGCUAACUAAUGCACUUAGCAAGUCUUUAAGCUGUGCUUCCAGCCGUGAACCUUUGCACCCAAUGUUCCCUGACCAGCCUGAAAAACCUCUAAACCUGGCUCAUAUUGUAGAUACUUGGCCCCCCCGACCUGUAACCAGCAUGAAUGACACACUCUUCUCCCACUCUGUUCCCUCAGGAAGUCCCUUUGCCAACAGAAGGUUACUUGGGGGUAUAAAUGUAGCCAGUCCUGUGGCUGAUGAGCAUUCUCUUAUAAAGCUGUAUGUAAAUCAGCUUCACAACAAUUCACGCUCUCCCUCCAAGAACACUGAAGUAGAGCAGAGCAAACUGCUGGCUAGGGCUGCUCCAGCUUUCUUGAAAGGCAAAGGGUUACAGUAUAGCCUCGAUGUUGCAGACAGGCUGGCCGAUGAACAUGUGCUCAUUGGGUUGUAUGUCAACAUGCUGCAGAGCGUCCCCGCACGCGUGCUCGACAGCGCAAGUCGCCUGGAUGAAGAGCACAAGCUGAUCGCCAGGUAUGCAGCAAGGCUGGCAGCAGAAACUUCUUCAUCACAGCAGCAGCAGGCACAGCAGAGAGGGGCAACAGACAUCUCCUUCACCAUUGAUGCAAACAAGCAGCAGAGGCAGCUGAUUGCAGAGCUUGAGAAUAAAAACAGAGAAAUCCUGCAGGAGAUCCAGAGGCUGCGACUUGAGCAUGAGCAAGCGUCUCAGCCCACACCAGAGAAGGCACAACAAAAUCCCACCCUCCUGGCAGAGCUGCGGCUCCUCAGGCAGCGGAAGGACGAGCUGGAACAGAGGAUGUCUGCUCUCCAGGAGAGCCGAAGAGAGCUUAUGGUUCAGUUAGAAGGCCUCAUGAAACUGCUGAAGGAAGAAGAACUGAAACAGGCAACCCAAGGGGCAGGCUCCCCCCGCUCCUCACCCAGCCACACCAUCAGCCGACCCAUCCCGAUGCCCAUCAGGUCUGCCUCUGCCUGCUCCACACCCACCCACACGCCUCAGGACUCUCUGACCGGGGUGGGAGGAGAUGUGCAGGAAGCCUUUGCGCAAAGUGCAAGACGAAACUUAAGAAAUGAUUUGCUGGUGGCAGCAGAUUCAAUCACCAACACGAUGUCUUCUUUGGUAAAAGAACUAAAUUCUGAAGUGGGCAGUGAGACAGAAAGUAACGUGGAUUCUGAAUUUGGACGGACUCAUUUUGAUGACCUUGUUCCAUCUCCAACAUCUGAGAAGGCUUUCCUUGCGCAGAUCCAUGCCCGGAAGCCAGGGUACAUCCACAGUGCUGCUGCCACUGGAUCCAUGCGCAGUGACAUGGUUACAGAAGACGGAGAUCCUUUUGUCAGAGCAGAUGAUGAAAAUUAUGAGAAUGACUCUGUCCGCCAGCUGGAGAAUGAACUGAAGAUGGAGGAGUACCUGAAGCAGAAGCUGCAGGAUGAGGCGUACCAGGUCAGUUUGCAAAGUUGAGUGCAAUAUCCUUCUCUCUCUCCUCUCAAGCAAGCUGCAGCCAGACAGACAACGAGAGCUACGUAAGAACUGAUGACGAGGAGAGCUGCUUUCGGACAGAUGAUGAGGAAAGCUUAGCUGCAAACUUCACAGAAGAAUGGAACCAAGAGGUGCAGCGUCUCUUGACAAAAAAAUCACAUAACUAAGUUCUGAGGACUGUAGCACAGUACUUUUGUUCUAAGAGUUGUAGUUUGUAGAUGUGUGUUUUGACAAAAGACUUUCAUUUAAAGCUAACUUAUAUUAGCUACAUCUUCUGUAACAUGGCUCAUUACCAGUGAAGAGUACAGACUGAAGUGCGUACUGCUGUUACAAAGGAUGGCAGUAUUAAUAACUCACAUAAACCCUUUGCACAUGAUAUUGAACCUGUUCAGUUUACAACGACGAUGCUGUUUAUAGAUGGAAAUUUGAUUUCUGAAUACUUUGAGAUUUUAGUAGAUCAGUUUACUAUACACUGUACAUUUGUUUUUCCACGGAAGAAAUAAAAAGCUGCGAUUACGCAUUAACACAGAACAGUUAUACUCCUGAGUGUGUAUAUAUCUAGUAGCCCAAAAAUCAAAGUACCGGACUAUAUUUGCAAUUUGUUUGCAAGUCUUUCAAUUAAGGCUUAUACAAAAUGUACUAAACCCAUAAUGGUAACAUAACUAAUAGUAACGAUUUUAAAAAUCUCUAAUUUAGGGCUAAUGUGUAACUUAGGAAUGUUUCUUUCAAAAUAAUCUAACAAAUCAGCCAUAGAAGUUAGUGUAAAUAUUUUUUUUCCAAAUAGAUACCAUAUACAAAAGGUGACAUUCAAAUGAUAUAGAAUCUAGUUUUUAAAUCAGCACAGAUCUUCUUAAAACUGUGAACUAUGUUUUGAAAUACUCGUUACUAAACCACAGGUGCCAUAAGAUCCCUGAACUGACUGAUGUUAUGUAUAAUCUUCCACGGUAUUGUUUCAUUGAUGUUUUAGCUUUAGUAAGCAUGUGUUCAACAAAUCGUCUCUUUCCAUUCCUCUGCCCCUCCGACUCACCCGCCCCAUUACGUUAUUUUUGAGGCCUUCAGCUUUAAAUGUACAGGCUUAAAGUGCGCUUGCAACUGUUCUCUUUUGAUUUCCGAAUGUGUAUUGCCUUAGCCAGCCACCAGAUGUUCUGCAUGCACUCUUGGAAAUGCGUGGUGAGACUCUUUCAAAGCUGGAUGGAGAAUUAGCUAUCAGUGGAAAACACAGGAGAAGCAGUGGGUUUUCUCAAAAGGACAGGCCAACAUGUACAGAAUUGGAGUUUUGUCCAUUUUUGUAACUCAAGUGUAAAGGCAUUUCAGGAGAAAGGGGACAUAUCCGGCUGUUUGGGAUUAGGAAGCAAGACUGCUAGCUAAGAAGUGUUUGUUCAGCUGUUACUGCAAAGCGAAGGGGCAGUUCUGAGCAGGGACAGACACAAAAUAGCUAGAAUAUCUCCCGCACAACAUGUUGCUUGGAAAUAAAGCUUGCACCUGUAUGGCAGGCCACGGACUUUGACUAGUUCUAAAGCCGUGUCCCUGGAGCCAGCCCAGGGACAGCUAGACCAGAAGCAGGGUGGGAGCGUCAGCAGAAGGCAGCACGUUGGAUGCACAGCCCAAUGGAGAAGCGCAGUGCGUUAGCCUGGGACGACCUCUGGGCAGAUGUAACUUUACUGCACCCGUACAACGUCGCUGCUUCCGAAGUGACACUGUGUAGCAGCCCUGAGAACAGUAACGUUUCAUACAGGUAUUUCACACCAGCACAGUUUGCCUACAGCAAGUGAUCAGUUACCAAUCUGGAGCAGGUGAACAUGGUUUGUCUGUCCUCUCUCGUGGUUACGUGGAUGUGUGCUGCCAUAUUUACACGAGAUUGCUGUGUGUAGCUCAGCCCUGUUGACUUGAUGCUUUCAUGCACUCUCCAGGCUUAUGGCUGUUUCCCUGGGCACAAUGUGUUAGGGGGAUGAGUAUCUGUAUGAAAGAGCUGCUGCCAUAUUUCACUUUCAUAUCGCAUUAUCGCUUAUGCAGAUCGUUUAUCCAUACCUCCUGGCAUAUCUGGGCUUGGUCUCAGACAUCCAGACAGAUUCUGAGGCAUCCAGAUGCCCUCGUGUAAACUUUUCACUUCUUCAGCCACUGGUCCUUUCCCUGGGAUAUGUGCCGGCCUGGCAAGGCUGGCCCCGUAUCCUGAUGGCCCUCCUCCAGCCUCCUCUCAGGAAUGGGUGAGCCUCCACUAGUGCCUAGCACUCCACAUUUAGAGCUACUCCAGUGAAUCUGUAGAUGUUGCUGUCAGCUCAGGAUUCCAGUUGAACAUUUCCUGAACAGAGAUAGAACAAACAAGUUAGAACACAGCUAUGUGCAAUGGCUGACUAAUUCAACCCAUGUCAUGUUUAACUGUACCCAGAGUAGUAGCUCCCUCCCAUCAUCUUCAUGUCUGUGAUCAUUAUCACUAUGCUUAAAAUAGACACAGUAGAAUAAAUCCAUCGCAAGGGCUUCCGGACUAGGAGCAAUGAGGGAAGCUGGGGAACGCACGCCUUUCUGUCAGGCUGGUGUCAGUGGGGCCAUCCCCAGCAGAGCUCUCGGUCCCUGCCGCCCUGGAGCUCCGAGAUGAAGUACCCCUCACUCGGCUCUCCAAACAUCUAUUUUAAGCAUUUCCCAACUGUCAGGCUGGCUACAUAUUCACCCAGCUGGUCUUUGUCUGCUUGUUGAAUAUUAUUUUGAUUGUGGUUUGCGGUCAUUAAAGCAAACAGAGUUACAGAAGAGGUCCUCGGCGGGGGCCUUUUCUUAGCUUCCAAUGGCCCACCACAGCAGUCAAAACUCUGGGUGGUUUUUACUGUCACUGGAGGGAACCAGUGGUUUGGAUUCAGGAGACAGGGAUGUGAAGAUAUAUAGGGUCCUCGAAUGUCCAAAGCGAAGGUGGUGAAUGGGUUGUCUGUAAGUAGUAAUGUUAACUAAACUGCAUAAAAAGGUGUGUGGCCUUUGUUGUGAUAUAGUAUGUAUUUUCUUAUAUGCAUGAGCCAAAUUGUUGCAUCAUGAUGAUUUAUCAUGUGUGUCUGCCUUUACUUUUGGUCAUCUUCUCCCAUCUUUAUUGGUUCUUGGCAAUUGCUGUAGAUAGACUUUGUAAAUAUUGCAACCUCGGGUUGCUGUAAUCACGUUGGUUCAAUUCAGCAGACGGAGCUGCGAACAACGAGUGCUCCACUGUGUCCUGAAGGCAAAGGGCAUUUUUACCUUUGAACCAAAACCAAAUGUACGAAGAGUUACAUCUUGAGGCUACUAACUGCAAGACGUUUUUAAAACUACUGUACUUGACACCACUUGAGACAGAUAUGGAGACACUAAAGAUGUCACAAUAUUCAUUGGUAUUGUAACAGAACUGCUAUUGUAUGGGUUUUUUUGUAUUGCUGUUAAGUAUUGUUUUGUGUGUGUGUGUUGGAACCUACUGGGGACAUGUUAUAUUUUGAAGUGAUUAAACUAUUUAAUUGUGUGUCUAUAUUUUGGAAUGGAAUUAUUUCUUCAUUAAAAAGAUUUUUAAAAGUAA
This is a messenger RNA of Coturnix japonica (Japanese quail), 6047 nucleotides long. The record is from RefSeq and is a predicted model, not a curated record. NCBI's taxonomy places the organism in Eukaryota, Metazoa, Chordata, Aves, Galliformes, Phasianidae.